Messenger RNA from Eruca vesicaria subsp. sativa (arugula), 420 nucleotides. The record is from the annotation of a GenBank genome assembly. Lineage: Eukaryota; Viridiplantae; Streptophyta; Magnoliopsida; Brassicales; Brassicaceae.
AUGUGUUUGUGUGUUGCGCUAAGAACUGGUGACUUGAGACUCUUAUCAAGGAACUUGAUUGCGUUUCAAAUCUUUUUCGUGGAAGUGAUGAUGGAACCUCAACAGAGGUUGUGUCUGAAGGAGACAGAAGAGAGGAGGAGGAGUAAGCUGGAGGAGUUGAAGAAGUUUGAGAACUCGCAUUUUGAUUACAGGAACAUGAAGCUGAGGAUGGAGUCUGAGAUUGCAGGGUUGCUGAAGAGAUUUGGGUAUGCAACAGCGACAAGGACUCUAGCUGGACAUGUCACGCAGUUGGAAGAAGCCAAUGACUGCUGCUGCUUUCUCUUGAUUACGCAUAGAAGGAAUAUGGAGAAGGAAGAAUGUUACAGGGAGAACUUCUUUAAGAACCCCUCCAUUGGAGGAGGAAAAUUUUAUGUCCAUUAA